This is a messenger RNA of Panicum virgatum (switchgrass), 1188 nucleotides long. Its product is annotated as protein cornichon homolog 1-like. Bases 283 to 732 code for a protein of 149 amino acids. The record is from RefSeq and is a predicted model, not a curated record. NCBI's taxonomy places the organism in Eukaryota, Viridiplantae, Streptophyta, Magnoliopsida, Poales, Poaceae. Gene Ontology annotation, biological process: vesicle-mediated transport. The transcript has 5 exons.
UACCCUCUGACCGACUCCUCGCACGCACGCAAGUACCCAACCGCGACCUACCUGCUCCUCUCCCCUCUCCCCUCUCCCCUCUCCCCACCUCGCCGCCGCCUCUCCCGCUUCCGGCGGCCACCGCGCCCAUUGUGACCGCGCGGGGCACGGAGCGACCGGGCUGGUCUAGGGCCCUUCCCUUCGGAACUCCACCAAGAAGCAGAGGGGGCGGGGCGCCAGCUUUCUUGGAUCGAUUGCUCCCGAGCUGACAAAGCAGAGGAUUACUCGUCCCGUGCGGCUGCCAUGUCUGUGGAGCUCAUCCUGUGGCUCUUCUCCUUCGCCUCCGUCAUGGUCCUCAUCGGCCUCACCGCAUACCAGCUUAUCUGUUUGUCUGAUUUGGAGUAUGACUAUAUCAACCCAUAUGAUUCAUCAUCUCGCAUCAAUGCGGUGGUCCUUAUAGAAUACUUACUUCAAGCAGCCCUGUGUGCUUCAUUCCUCUUGACGCUACAUUGGUUCCCCUUUUUAGUCAUGGCACCUGUAACUUACUACCAUGUGAAACUGUUCAUGGCUCGGAAACAUCUGGUAGAUGUCACUGAAAUUUUUAGACAAUUAAAUGGCGAGAAGAAGUACAGGAUGAUCAAGCUUGGCUUCUACUUCUGCCUAUUUAUUAUUACUAUUUACAGCCUUGUGAUGACAGCUGUGAUGCUGUUUAUUGACGAGGAUGUAAAUCUGGUAGAAACUAGGACUAUCUAGACUUUGCCUCCAACUUGUCUCAGCUCACAGGGGAGCAGACCUGCAGUCUUCAAAAGGAAGCCCAGAAGAACACAAUUGGGAGGAACCAGUGAGACCAUAACUGAAUGCCUUGCCCAAGCUAUGAGAUGAAGAUCAACUCGUGCCCAAUAGCUGGAGCUAAUCUGAUGUCUCAGAUUCUCAGUGUUCAUUUUUAUCCAUCAAACAGAACUGACAAAUCUGUUGUAGUAUGAAUUUCACUAGUUUGGUCUGUCAGGUCCGUAUUUGUAAAUUGGGCUGGCAAUGAUGCAUAUCACCAUACAAUGAUCACACGAUGGGGACUUCAGAGGCUAUUGCCUAUUGGCUUGUGCAUUUCUUUUGAACUUGCAUCCAAGUGCUGCUGUUGUAUUUCAUUUCAGCUCCACGUUGUCUGUGCAUGACUGAUGAUAAACUGUAGUGUUCAUUUACAAGAUUCAGUAA